This is a messenger RNA of Fusarium sp. VM40, 408 nucleotides long. The record is from the annotation of a GenBank genome assembly. Lineage: Eukaryota; Fungi; Ascomycota; Sordariomycetes; Hypocreales; Nectriaceae.
AUGUUCUCUGUUACUCGAACCCUCCGACAGGCUGCUGUCCACGCUGAGCGAACUCCCCUCAUCAAGUUCCUCGGACCCCGAACCAUUCCUUCCAACCUCGAUCACUCCCCAAAGCCCCACCCUGCCUCCGGAGUCGAGAAGCUUCCCGAGUCGUGGGCUGGCUACGGUAACGGCAACUCUGCCUCUGCCCACAAGUCCUUCAGCUCCUACCGCGACCACGCCCAGCAGCACGGUCCCCUUCAGAAGUCUGGCCUCGGCGGCUCCAGCGCUGCCUCUCUUGGCUCCGUCAACGCUCCCAAGGGCGUUGCCUUCGACCUCUCUGAGCUCCCUGCCCGCUUCCACCGUGCUCGCCUCAACGCUGCCGAGAUCGAGGCUAUCGAGUCCGGCGGUGCUGCUCUCUUCGGUUAA